Messenger RNA from Penaeus monodon (black tiger shrimp), 1934 nucleotides. Its product is annotated as zinc finger and BTB domain-containing protein 7A-like. Gene Ontology annotation, molecular function: protein binding. Gene Ontology annotation, cellular component: nucleus. The transcript is spliced from 6 exons. Gene Ontology annotation, biological process: regulation of transcription by RNA polymerase II. The record is from RefSeq and is a predicted model, not a curated record. Bases 155 to 1744 code for a protein of 529 amino acids. NCBI's taxonomy places the organism in Eukaryota, Metazoa, Arthropoda, Malacostraca, Decapoda, Penaeidae.
GGCACACAUUUAAGCUCAAAUAAAGCUCAAAAUACAGACAUUAUUCGUCCAAAAGUCUCCCUCUCCCGGAAGACCUGCCAUUGCUGCGGCCAUUGUUGGAACCAAACAAACCUUCCCUCAGCCAGCGUUCGCGAGCCUAAAUGAUCAGUCCACGAUGGGGGAUGGAAUGCUUUCCUUGUCGUGGAACAACCACAGCGCCACGUUCUGCCAUACGCUCUCCACACUAAGAGCAAAGGACAGGUACACAGAUGUCACCUUGGCGUGUGAAGGAAAGUUUUACCCUGUACACAAGUUGGUGUUAUCAACUUGUAGUGAAUACUUUGAAAACAUGUUUGAAAAUACUCCAUGUAAACACCCUGUUAUUGUGUUGCGAGAUGUUCGAUGUGAUGAGCUUGAGGCUCUUCUUAGUUAUAUGUAUGCUGGUAUUGUAAGUGUUGCCCAAUCAGACCUAGCACAGCUGAUCAAAGUGGCAGAGUUGCUGCAAAUUAAAGGUCUAGCAGUGCCAGAUGAGCCUCCCAAUAGUAACAAGAGGCCAUCUGAUGAUGAUAGAACUAGUCCACACAUGAGAACUCGCCAGGGUCAGAAUGCCAGCAAUGACCGGAGUAGCCCGUACCUCAGGACAAAGCAUUCCCAGGCAUCCAGUGAAGACAGAGCUAGUCCCCUUCCCAAGAGGCGAAGAAGAACGGAUACAGAAGUCUCUCUUGAAGAUUCCCAGUCAUCCAGUGGUAUGCAGUCUGUGAGCAAAACGCCAUCGCAAGCAUGUGAACAGCAAGACCAUUCUAGACUUUGUGGUGAAAUAGAGGAGACAGACAACAGGAAUGGGACAGAUCAGAAUGAUUAUCAGUCUAGUGCGCAGGAAUCACUUAUUUCAAAUGUACAGGUAACAUUAGAAGAGACAUUGGUAAAAGAGGAGGUAUUGGAAGAUAUGCCUGACAACCAGGCAGACACGUCAGAUCCAGGCCAUGAAUUUGACAGCUCGACUGGGGGCCAAGACUCGGGUAACUUGAUGAUCCCGAAGUACGAUGAUCAGGAUUCUGAAGGCCUUACGCAGUCUGGGCUCAGUCAGGCUCCCCCUCUAUCGGAAGCUGUUAUAGAAGCACUCGCUGGUCCAUCAGGAAUGCAAGGUUGGCCAGGAGGUGGUGACAUGGCACGACGACUAGCCCUUGGAGAAGGUUUUGUUGACACUAACCAAGAUGUGUCAGCACUCACCUUAGGCCAGGCCGGCUCCCAGGCACAUCAGCUGGUGGGACUGGUGGUGAGCGAUCACUGGAGAGAUGGGAUAAGACCCACACAAGGGCCACAAACCCUUCCAGGCACCCUUGCCAGGAAACACCUUAGCUUCGCCUCGUAUGAAUCUCAUCGGAUCAGUAGGCUCCACAGGAAAUAUGCUCAAAGUAACAGUGAAAGAAAACCCUAUCUGUGUCCCCAUUGUCCAUUUAAGGCAUCUCAGCGUUACCUGCUGAAAAACCAUAUGCGCACACACACAGGGGAAAGACCUUUUUCAUGCUACCUAUGUUCACAGUGCUUUGCCUCAAGAGGUACGCUAAAAACCCAUAUAAUGACCCACACUGGAGAAAAACCUCAUUCGUGCCACCUCUGCCCAAUGACCUUUGCACGUGGCAGCACUCUGAAAUCCCAUAUUAUGACUCACACAGGAGAAAAACCCUAUUCUUGUGACCACUGUUCGUAUAGGUGCACACAGAAGAGUGAUCUAAAGAAACACAUAAACACACACAAUAAAUAGUCGUUUUUGAUAUUGUUUUGUGUAUAUUUUGUUUGAUUUCUUCUUGAACUGUUUGACUUACUGUAAUGUUUAGUUAGAAGUGGAGAGUGGAGAUACAUGGGACUGAUGAAUUUUCAAAACCUGCACCUUGCAUUCAAACUGCUUGUAAUAAUGCCAAUGUAUACUUAUAAUAAAACAUGUAGUUAUUGAA